Molecule: messenger RNA, 4788 nt
Organism: Symbiodinium sp. CCMP2592
Lineage: Eukaryota; Dinophyceae; Suessiales; Symbiodiniaceae
Source: the annotation of a GenBank genome assembly
AUGCCACGCCGGGGCCGGUCCGGCAGCCGGCAUCGAACCCGCCGCCGAGCGGGCUCGUCGGCACGAAGGCAAAGCCGGAGGUCACGAAGCCGAGCCAGACCGCAGCGCCGCAAGCGGCAGCGUGAGGCGUCUUCGGCAUCCGAUACAAAGCGGAAUGCAGAAGCAGGCAAAAAGACAGAGGGCAAGAAAGUGAAGAAGGUGAAGGACAAAGCUAAAGAGAAGCCGGACAAGGCAGAAAAAGCCGAGAAACCGGAAAAGCCUGACAAAGCUCCAAAGGCUGGCAAAAGCAAAGCUGAGAAGGCCGACGGUGAGAAGGCGGACAAAGCCAAGGCAGAAAAGCCUGACAAGGCGGCGGGCAAAGCUGGUAAGGGAGACAAGGCAGAAAAGCCGAAGAAGUCGAAAGAGGAGAAGGACAAAGGAGCUGCAGCUGGAGCUGAGGACGGAGGGAAGAAGACGAAAAGCAAAAAGAAGGAUGCUGCCGCAAAAGCAGAUGCAAAGAAAAAGCCCGCCAAGGCAAAGAAGGAGAAGCAGGGUUCCGACUCCGACAGUUCCGACGACAGCUCUUACUCGUACUACUCUUCGAGCAGCCAGGGCGACGAGCAGCAGCAGCAGCAGUUCAUGAACGCCAUGAUGCCCUGGGCGAUGAUGCAGGGUGCAAUGCCGACGGCUGCCAUGGGCACCUCAGGGCAGCUGGGCAUGGCUGGAUAUGCGCAGUACGCCGCAGGCCAGUAUCCAGGAUACGGUGCAUCUUACGGAUACACGGAUCCGUAUGGAAGGCCAUAUGGUGCUAGCAUGGGCGAGCAGGUGCCAGCAGGCUACCAGGCACCGCCGCCGCCUCCUCCGCCAGGUGUUCCAGGAGGAGCCGUUGGCGGGGCCUCGUACAUGCAUGGUCCAAUGACCGAGCACGACAGACUCGCGGAUGAGCGCGACAAAGCUCGUAGACGUUUAGAAGAUGAAGCGCGGCUUCGAAACGAAGAACUUCAUCGAAAAGCUGAAACUGAACGAGCCACAGCUGCCGUCCGGCAUGCCAUCAACAACCUUCAAAACGGACAGUUCGACUCGAUUGAUGGGCUUCUGAAGACCUUGGAGUCCGUGGCGGCGAGGGACCUGUCGAAGACCGAAGGUCUGCAGGAGAUCCUGAAGAAGGACAUGGACAAGGCCAUCGAGGAAGCUCAGCAAAGGCGAGCAGUGAUGGCCGAAUUGAAGUCCAUGGUCAGGAGUGGUGAGGACCACAUCAAGGCCACAGCCGAGCUGAUUCGCGAGAAUGUGGGGCUGCAGAAGGAAAACGACAGGGAAGACAUGAAUGACCAGCUCGAAAAUGCCGGCCUGGAGGCCCAAGGCAUGAGCGACCGGUACCAGUCGUUCAUGGACGAGAAGGCGAAGGAGCACGAGGAGCUCCAGAGCUUCACCAAGGGCCCUGCCUUAGUUGAUCUGCGCCUCGUCAUCGCGAAGAUCAAGAAGCUGAGUAGCGACUUGACAAUGACAGCCACGAAUGCCGCCAGCGUCGUGCGGGAGGGCAAGCAGAAGCUGGCACGUCAGGAGGCGGCCGUAGCGCGAACCAAGCGCAUGCAGGAGCUCUUCGACCAGUACGAUGCCGACAGCGACGGCUGUUUGUCUCAGCUGGAGGUCCUCCAGUACUCCCAAGGUGAGUUUGAAUUCACCCCUGCAGAGUCCUGUCUAGAGCGGCUCUGGCGAAACUGGGUGCCAGCAGGCAUGGCUGGCAUCACUUUCGACCGCUUCCAGCAAAUGAAGGUGGCGAUCGGCACGGCCCGUGUCAUUGAGCGGGACCAGGAGAGAAGACCAGCUGGCGCCUCGGCGCCUCUGACGGCUGACGCGCUGGAGUUAAUGCUUAGGGUAGAACGUGAGGCAAUCGAGGAAGGUCAGGCCUCGAAGACGGAGCUGCCACAGCAGAGUUUGGGCUCAAGGCAGCAAGAAGCCAUCCAAACAGCGUCCGAUACUAGUGGACGGAUGGUUUGCGACGCUGGGAUGAACGUCGACAUUGCAGUGGCAUUGUUUGAAAAGGGCUAUACGGAGGCCAGUGUGCAAGAGGCGAUAAAGUCCUGUUCGACUCUCGAGGAGGCCAUGUCGUUCCUGAACCCGAAGCACAAGCAGACCAAGGUGCACGACUCGACUGUCCAGGGGGCCGGUGACAGGCCACGUCGGCGUGCGACAGGGAAGAAGGCUCAGACCGGAAGUGUGGCCGGAGCUCCCUGUACUGGUCCCAACGAGACACCUGCGGCAGAGCAGGUGCCGCUGACUGUGGGCAACUCCACGCUCCUGCAACGUGUCCUGGAGCGGCAGCCGAAAUCCAAAACUUGUGAGGAGUUAAGUGCAUCUGCCGCGCCCACACCGUCUGAAACAGUUUCCUCGGGUGACAGUGUGGCUGCCCCAACACCUGUGGAGCCAGAGAAGCGAAGUGUGGAAGCCGCGGAGGCCAUGGAGGCUGUGGAGGCUUCCAUGGAAGCCGAGGAAGCGGAGGCGCCUCCGCCUCCUCCUUCGCCAGUGCGCUCCAUUGAGCCCAACGAGCAUGGCAUGAAGUGGUGGCGAGAGGCAGCCGCUCGAUGGCCCAAGAUCUACCAGAACUUGAGGUUGGAAGCUUCUCUCAGCAUCCUUCGGCCCGAAUGCCGGGCGGUCACCGACUACCUGGGCUCAGUGCACUUUGGGGAGUCGGCCACCACGACGCCAGUGCGGAAGCGCACGAUGGAGGAGCAGGCAAGCACCAACGGAAAGAAGAAGCGGCAGGUUUGCAAAGCAGCCCUGGUCCUGGCACGUUAUAGUGGCAGCCAGUGUUCCAUCAUGGCCGGCUCUUCGUCGGGAGUUGAGCAGCUCCCGGUGAUGGAAGAACCGGUGCUGAAGAGGAAGAGCGGCUUGUUUCCGCCGCCAGAGUCAGGAUUGCUGCACGUGGACUCCGAUGACGAACCGGACUCAGAUGGGGGUGGCUACCAGGAAGGGCAACCACCCGAGCCAUCUCCGGCCCAGCUUGCGAGUGAUGCUGAUGACGGCGUUGUUUGGCACGCCAAGGUCUUUACGGACGACUACAUCCACCCGAGGGACUGUUUGCCGUCGGGUGAAGUGAAGCCGCGGCGGCCGAUGCCCGUCAUCAGACAAUCAGAGCUCUUGUCCCAGCUGCAGAAAGUUGGGGACACAUGGAUUCUGCCAGGUCCGCUGAAUGGCUGGCCUAGCCUGGUCAACCUGCAGCUUCGAUCUAUCACUCAAAAGCAGCGAGGCCUACUGCCAAUGACGGCGGCUGUGAAGCGCAUCUGGGUUGAGGGUGACGAGCUUCCAAAGAAACUGCCGGAGAGAUGUCGUGCAACAUUCCUGGCACCCUCCUGGAUGAAGAAGGGCUGGUCCAAAGAUUCGGCCGGCUUUGUGUGGUGGUUCACACCGCGAAGCAUCCGCAGCCCCUGUGCCUGCCACUUUGGAGAGCGAUUGGUGUCCACACUUCUCACGGGACCCCACAAGGAUGCAGAGGCUGUCCAGGUGCAUGCGAUUGCACAUCGCUACCCGGUGGACAGUGAGACGCUGCGGGACCUUCAGACAUGGCAUGUGGCGGUCGCGUUGGAAUGGUCCCAUGGACAGUUUUCAACCCUGGUAGAGUUAGCAUGGCUCAACGGCAUCGGUGGCUACGGUGGAAAGAGCAACUGGGUUGCCGACAAGCUUGAGCCAGUGCCUGAAAUCUACGAAGCAAUGGCAAGCUCUAUGCGAGGAAGCUGGAACCAGGUAAGAUCUGAGAUCCGCAUGAUCGACAUGCCAAUCACGUCGAAAGAGCAGCUAGAGCAGUAUCUUCGGAGGUACAGUGAGGACGGUGGCUUGCCUCGAAACGAGUGGCGCUUCAAAGCGCCCCGAAUAUAUGCAUCUUCUGAGGUGCGUCUGAGACUUCGCAGUCCCGCACACAUUGCCGGCUACCUGCUGAACUACAUCAGCAGAGUUGCCGAGUACGACACACUGCGCAAGAAUUGCCAGACAUUUGCCACAGACUUCUUUGCGUUCCUGAUGCGCAGCCGCACGAGUUGGGCCUGGGAUUGUGUUGUUUGCCAGUAUCUGCUGCUGCGACACUUCGCCGUGGCGGUCCGUGCGUCUGGGCUGUGGUCACGGCUGGUACUGUGCUGGGAUGCUCAGAUGCUGGUCCGUGAGCAAGAGCAAGAGGCUGGACUUGCUUUCUCUGUAAGCAGUUCUCGGCAUCCGACGAAUGCAGGUCCCGAGUGCUCCUCGGUCCUCGCUGAACGAGAUCUGAGGAAGCUCCUCCCCACCGAAACGAUCGAUCGGCUCCUGGCACGGAGCCUGGAGCAGGCCGUGUCGUCUUCAGCGAACAUCCGUGCCUGCCCAACGCCGAAUUGCGUUAUGCGGGUCGCCAUCGAAGAGGGCGACAUCACAAAGUUCAAGUGUACAAUCUGCAAGAAGGAGUCAUGCCUUCGCUGUGGACGACAGCCGUUCCACAGAGGGAUGACAUGCGAGGAGUACGCCGAAAAGCUGAAAAAUUCCACGCGGGCUGCAAAGAAGGAGCGUCAGGCUGACCAGCUCUUCGAGCAGUGGAUGGAAAAGACGGGCUCAAAGCAGUGCCCGACAUGCCGCAUGGCCGUCACGAAGCAGAAUCUUGACAAGCAGAAAACACAGUACUCCGAAUGUCACAAGAUGAGCUGCCGGAACUGUGGAACUAAGUUCUGCUUCAAGUGUCUGGCGAUUCUUACAGACAGCUAUACGUGCGGAUGCACUAUUGAUGCCCACGGCUUCAUUGACCCAGUGACGGGCAAGAUCGUCAAGCACCUGAAGAAGAGGGCCAAGAAAUGA